CCUUGUCUUAUAAUAUUAAUGCCUCUCUCUCUCCCCACGUCCCCUCCUCUCUCUCCCUCUACCUCUCUAUGUUGCAGUAUAUAAAAGGUAGCACCUCGACCCUUAUGGAUCAUACCUCCAAAAUUCAAAGUUCAAACUAAAAUUCUUGAUUUUCACCUUUGAUAAUUUCCUCCCACCCUCCCUUCCUUAAUUAUAAGCAAGAAUGGUAGUUCCUUCUCCAACACCAAUACGAACCAAAAAAACGAAGGCUUUAAGAAUUCCUACUGUUGAUCUUUCUCUUGACAACUCGAGCGUAUCACAGUUGAUCGUCAGAGCAUGCGAAGAAUAUGGAUUCUUCAAAGUUAUAAAUCAUGGGGUCAGUAAGGAGGUCGUAGGAAGACUGGAGGAGGAAGCAGCUCGUUUUUUCAGAAAACCAGCCACGGAGAAGCAACAGGCUGGACCUGCUAGUCCCUUUGGAUAUGGUUGCAAGAACAUUGGCUGCCAUGGUGACACAGGCGAGCUCGAGUAUCUUCUCCUCCACACCAAUCCUCUCUCCGUCUUUGCAAGAUCCAAAACCAUCUCGGACGACCCUUCAGGAUUCAGUUGUGCGGUGAGUGAUUACAUACGAGCAGUUAGGCAGCUUGCAUGUGAGAUUCUUGAUCUAGCGGCUGAGGGCUUGUGGGUCCCGGAUAAACAUGUAUUCAGUAGGCUCAUCAGAGACGUCCAUAGCGAUUCAGUUCUUAGACUUAAUCACUAUCCUGCAGUCGAAGAGAUCACAGAUUGGGACCCAUCAACCAUAAGAAUUGGUUUUGGUGAGCACUCCGACCCUCAGAUCUUGACCAUCUUGCGAUCCAACGAUGUUGCGGGCCUCCAAAUUUGCUUGCAUGAUGGUUUGUGGGUACCCGUCCCUCCUGACUCCACAGGAUUCUACGUGAUUGUGGGUGAUACCUUUCAGGUUUUAACGAAUGGGAGAUUUGAAAGCGUGAGGCAUAGAGUACUGGCAAACUCGAGCCAGCCAAGACUGUCAAUGAUGUAUUUUGGGGCACCACCCCCUACUGCUUGGAUCUCUCCUCUCUCACACAUGGUUUCACAGCAAAAUCCAAGCCUUUAUAAACCCUUCACUUGGUGUGAAUUCAAGAAAGCGGCCUACACUCUGCGUUUGAGAGCUACGCGUCUUGACCUCUUCAAGAUUCACGCCACUGAAAAAUCUGCUUAAUUGUGUUCGGCCUUCAAUAUAUAUAUAUAUAUAUAUAUAUAUAUAUUAUUUAAGGUCCCAGUCUUUGUACUUCUUGGACAGGAUAGAAAGAAUUAGGGACAGAAAAAG
Molecule: messenger RNA, 1303 nt
Organism: Populus euphratica (Euphrates poplar)
Lineage: Eukaryota; Viridiplantae; Streptophyta; Magnoliopsida; Malpighiales; Salicaceae
Product: gibberellin 2-beta-dioxygenase 2-like
Exons: 3
Coding region: 203-1195 (330 amino acids)
Source: RefSeq, a predicted model, not a curated record